Molecule: messenger RNA, 1587 nt
Organism: Sphenostylis stenocarpa
Lineage: Eukaryota; Viridiplantae; Streptophyta; Magnoliopsida; Fabales; Fabaceae
Source: the annotation of a GenBank genome assembly
AUGGGGUAUGAAACCAGAAUACUCUCAGAGGAGUAUGAAGUCUCAGAAGUCCUUGGGAGAGGUGGAUUUUCUGUUGUCAGAAAAGGCAUAAGAAAAUCAAGCAGUGACACCAAUAACCAAGUAGCCAUCAAAACCCUGAGAAGGUUAGGCACUGCCUCAAACUCCACCAAUCCUUCUGGGUUUCCAAAACCAAAGGGUGAAGAGAAGAGCGCAGCAGCUAUGAUGGGGUUCCCCACAUGGAGACAAGUCUCAGUCUCAGAUGCCUUGCUCACCAAUGAGAUUCUUGUGAUGAGGAGAAUAGUGGAAAACGUUUCACCACACCCCAAUGUUAUUGACCUCUAUGAUGUGUAUGAGGACUCAAAUGGAGUGCACCUUGUGUUGGAGCUGUGUUCUGGUGGGGAAUUGUUUGAUAGGAUUGUGGCACAAGAUAGGUACUCAGAGACUGAAGCUGCAGGUGUGAUUCGGCAGAUAGCUUCAGGAUUAGAGGCUCUUCAUAGAGUUAACAUUGUACACAGGGACUUGAAGCCUGAGAAUUGUCUUUUCUUGGAUGAGAGGAGGGACUCUCCUCUUAAGAUAAUGGACUUUGGGUUGAGUUCUGUUGAAGAAUUCACUGACCCAGUUGUUGGUUUGUUUGGAUCCAUUGAUUAUGUUUCACCAGAGGCUCUUUCUCAAGGGAAGAUAACUACCAAGAGUGACAUGUGGUCUCUGGGGGUGAUUCUAUAUAUCUUACUCUCUGGGUAUCCACCUUUCAUAGCUCAGUCCAAUCGCCAGAAACAACAAAUGAUAAUGAAUGGGAAUUUCAGUUUCUAUGAGAAGACAUGGAAGGGCAUUACUCAAUCAGCAAAGCAACUGAUUUCAGAUCUUCUGACUGUAGAUCCUAGCAGGAGACCUAAUGCUCAAGAUCUUCUGAAUCAUCCAUGGGUGGUAGGUGACAAAGCCAAGGAUGAUGCAAUGGACCCUGAGAUUGUCUCUAGAUUGCAGAGUUUCAACGCAAGACGCAAACUGCGUGCAGCUGCAAUUGCUAGUGUUUGGAGCUCCACAAUCUUCCUCAGAACCAAAAAGCUGAAAUCCUUGGUGGGAACUCAUGAUCUCACAGAAGAGGAAAUUGAAAAGCUCAGGAUAAAUUUCAAGAAAAUAUGUGUGAGUGGAGACAAUGCCACUCUAUCUGAGUUUGAGGAGGUGCUGAAAGCAAUGAAUAUGGCAUCACUGAUCCCUCUAGCACCACGAAUAUUUGACUUGUUUGACAACAACCGUGAUGGAACAGUUGACAUGAGAGAGAUACUAUGUGGGUUUUCCAGCUUCAGAAACUCCAAAGGAGAUGAUGCUCUCCGUUUGUGCUUCCAGAUGUAUGACACAGAUCGAUCAGGGUGCAUCACCAAGGAAGAAGUAGCAUCCAUGUUCAGAGCUUUACCAGAAAAGUGUCUGCCAGCUGAUAUCACUGAACCUGGGAAACUGGAUGAGAUAUUUGACAGAAUGGAUGCCAACAGUGAUGGAAAAGUCACCUUCGAUGAAUUCAAAGCUGCCAUGCAGAUAGAUAGCUCUCUCCAAGACCUUCUUCUCUCUUCUCUUCGCCCACCACAAUCCUAG